AUGGGAUCCCUUUCAAUCAUAACUCUUGGAUUCAUUCCAUCUUUUAAUGGCCAUAUUAUUGUCCCUAACCACUUUGAGUCGCUCUCCGAGGAAGCUGCGUCGCCGCCGCCGUCGCCAUUCCAUUCGGGCACCAUAAUUUGGUGUCUUGGACCUAUAGGAUCCAAUGAUGAAUUUGAAGAAGUUGUGGGAAUACCCUUAGAUAGUGAUGAAGAAGCAUACAAGAAAGGACUUGAAAGUGUGGCUUGGCUAUCCUUGCCUUUCAAUGACAAGAGCAUUAAUAAGUUGGCAAGGUACUUUGAGCUCUCAGGUCUCCCAACUUUGGUUAUUAUUGGAGAAGAUGGCAAAACUCUUCAUUCCAAUGUUGCUGAGGUUGUUGAGGAGCAUGGUAUUGCUGCAUAUCCUUUCACUCCUGACAAGUUUGCUGAGCUCAGUGAGAUCGACAAGGCCAAGGAGGCCUCUCAAACACUCGAGUCAAUUUUGGUGUCUGGAGAUCAAGAUUUUGUCAUAGCAAAAGAUGGGGUGAAGGUUCCGGUUUCAGAGCUAGUAGGAAAGACCAUCCUCUUAUACUUCUCAGCCCAUUGGUGUCCUCCAUGCCGCGCAUUCCUUCCAAAACUCAUUGAUGCAUACCAGAAGAUUAAGGAAAAGGACAAUAAUGCAUUAGAGGUAAUUUUCAUCUCAAGUGACCGGGACCAAGACUCCUUUGAGGCAUUCUUUGGAGGAAUGCCAUGGUUGGCGCUUCCCUUUGGAGACUCAAGAAAGGCUUUCUUGAGCCGCAAGUUUAAGGUAUCCGGCAUCCCAAAGCUUGUGGCCAUUGGAUCAAGCGGCAGGACCGUCACAAAAGAGGCCAGGGAACUCGUUGACCUUCACGGCGCAGAUGCUUAUCCUUUCACCGAGGAGAGGAUUAAGGAGUUAGAGGCAGCAGAGGAAGAGAUUGCAAAAGGGUGGCCUCAGAAGUUGAAGCAUGAAUCACAUGAGCAUGAGCUUGUGCUCACCCGCCGCAGGAUAUAUAACUGCGAUGGUUGUGAUGAGGAGGGCCGUGUUUGGUCCUUCUAUUGUGCCGACUGCGACUUUGAUCUGCAUCCAAAGUGUGCAUUGGAGAAGAAAGAAAGCAAACAUGAUGAGGCCAACGAUGAAGACAAGUCUAAACAUGGUUGGGUUUGUGAUGGAGAAGUUUGCACUAAAGCUUGAAAUCUCCUUACAUGUUACAUUUUCAGGCCUUUAUAUUAUAUAUAUUAUGUCUUGUGAGUUGUGUGGAAUAAUUUGGAUGCUAUAUAAUGUGAUGUGAUUAUGUGAAUGUUUAAUGAAACUAUGGUUUGAUCUUUUUU
Molecule: messenger RNA, 1325 nt
Organism: Arachis duranensis
Lineage: Eukaryota; Viridiplantae; Streptophyta; Magnoliopsida; Fabales; Fabaceae
Product: probable nucleoredoxin 1
Exons: 4
Coding region: 1-1188 (395 amino acids)
Molecular function (GO): thioredoxin-disulfide reductase (NADPH) activity
Source: RefSeq, a predicted model, not a curated record